GUGGGUCAUCAAAGCCUUCAUAUCUACAAGAAGUCUCUUUCUUUCCAGAAGACUGAAGACCCGAAGGCCAAAACCCAAAACCAAAACCCAAACCCCACCACCACCAAUUCCAAAUUUCCAAUACAAUAGUGAAUGAUCUCACAGAACCGCGUAAUCUACAGUCACCGUCCUCCCUCCCUCUCUACCUACCCCUCCCCUCUCCUCCCAAAGCCGCGUUCACAUCUCCCUACACGCUUCCUCUCACCCUCCUCUCUCUUUUGUAUCUUUUCGCUUCCUCUCCUUUCUCAUAUAAACGCGCAACCCCAUUUCCCAUUUCCCCAUUUCUCGAUCUUCUCUCUCUCUCUGUCUUUUGCUUUCUUCUCAAUUCACACCUCGAUUUUUCACAGUUUGUCGAGUACCCACUUUGCGGAAUCCUCCUUUUCUUCGCUUUAUGAAACUUCCCUCUUCAGCUCAAGACGACUUCUCCUAUAUUUACGCUUUGUUGCAGGGCUCGCUUGAUCAAAUGAGCGAGCACACUGUGAGCAGUAAUGGCGAUAAGAAGAAGCGUGGACGAAAAGGAGAGGGCGACGGCGACGGAAGCGAUGAUGGGUCUGAGGAAAAACCAGAAGGAGAGAAGAAGGGCGUGAGAGAAAUCAUCACUUCUCUGCUGUUACUGGACGAGCAAGAGAAGUGCGAUCGGGAAGAGUGGGAUAAGGUCACCAGAGAAGAGAAGGAGCUGUUCGAGGCCAACCACAGGAAAAAAUCUCGUGCUAUGUUGAGUUAUUACUCAAAUCUUCAAGAUUAUUACUCUGAAUUGAACGAGUCUAGUCAUAUGUCGAGAAAGAGGUCUCGGGCAGUGAGGAAUGCCGCCGCUGCUGCCGCCACCGUCGCUUCAAUUGUUUCGGAUUCCGGAAGUGGGGUUAGGCAGGGGAGGGACGGCCAACACCGCCGGCUGUGGGUGAAGGACCGGUCGAAGGCGUGGUGGGACGAGUGCAACAAGCCGGAUUUUCCCGACGAAGAAUUCCGGCGGGCGUUUCGAAUGGGCAGGGAAACGUUUGAUUUAAUAUGCGACGAGCUCAAUUCGGUGGUCGCGAAGGAGGACACGAUGUUGCGGGCGGCGAUUCCGGUGAGGCAGAGGGUGGCUGUAUGCAUUUGGAGGUUGGCCACCGGCGAGCCUCUUCGUCUUGUUUCGAAACGGUUUGGUUUAGGUAUAUCUACUUGCCAUAAGCUUGUUCUUGAGGUUUGUUCAGCAAUUAGGACUGUUUUAAUGCCUAAGUAUCUUCAAUGGCCUGAUGAGGUUUCGUUAAGAAGGAUUAAAGAAGAAUUUGAAUCCAUUUCUGGAAUUCCCAAUGUUGUGGGUUCAAUGUAUACUACUCAUAUACCAAUUAUAGCUCCCAAGAUUAGUGUAGCUGCUUAUUUCAAUAAGCGGCACACGGAGCGAAACCAGAAGACCUCGUAUUCGAUCACGGUCCAAGGUGUUGUUGAUCCAAACGGGGUUUUCAGUGAUGUGUGCAUUGGUUGGCCUGGAUCAAUGCAUGAUGAUCAGGUGUUGGAGAAGUCUGCCCUUUACCAGAGGGCUAAUGGGGGGCUUUUGAAGGGUGUUUGGAUUGUUGGAAACUCAGGGUACCCCUUAAUGGAUUGGGUACUGGUGCCCUAUACUCAGCAGCAUUUGACUUGGACUCAACAUGCCUUCAAUGAGAAAAUUGGGGAGAUUCAGAGGGUUGCUCGGGAUGCCUUUGCGAGGCUAAAAGGGAGGUGGUCUUGCCUGCAGAAACGAACCGAGGUUAAGCUGCAGGACUUGCCUGUGGUGCUCGGAGCAUGCUGUGUUUUGCACAAUAUUUGUGAAUUGAGGAAGGAGGAAAUGGAUCCUGACCUGAAGAUCGACCUCGUGGAUGAUGAGAUGGUCCCUGAAUUUGCUUUGAGAUCUUCGAAUUCAAUGAAGGCUAGGGAUGCCAUUGCUCAUAAUCUUCUGCACCAUGGUCUUGCAGGAACAGCUUUUCUAUAGUCCAAAAAGAGUUCUUUUAUGCCCCUACCCUUCGAGGUAAUUUGUAUCCUCGCUUAUUGGUCACCUGCUUCAGCUGUUUUGGGGAAUUAUAACAUCGUGUUGUAGUAAUUCAUCAAAAUUGGUUGAAGGGGCUCUGCAGAAAGAUCAAAAAGAUCACUCUGUGCUCCUCUCCCAAAUGGAUGAACAUGGUUAAGUCCUCGUAGGCUUGACGUAUAAGUUAUACCUAUAGAUUGCAAAGAUGCGAUGUAAGGGGAGUAUCAAUCUCAUACUUCAUUUGAAGAGUUUCAGACAUGAAGAAUGGAGCAACACAACAUUCUUCGUGGCAUUCUUUUGCAUGCCCCCAGUGGAUCGUAACUAUUUGUUUUGAAUGUUAUACAAACACAUACAUGAAAAAUGGUAUUUUCAUGCGAAACCUAUUGCAUGUAUAAUGGCUGAAAUGAUGUAAAAUUUUCCCGUUUCAAUUGUACCUAUCCGAGCUACAAAUCCUUCAUUUUGGUCAUAAAUAAAUAAUAAAAUUCUAGUGCUACAUUUCAGCAAA
This is a messenger RNA of Malania oleifera, 2522 nucleotides long. RefSeq names its product protein ALP1-like. The transcript has a single exon. The record is from RefSeq and is a predicted model, not a curated record. Bases 431 to 1984 code for a protein of 517 amino acids. NCBI's taxonomy places the organism in Eukaryota, Viridiplantae, Streptophyta, Magnoliopsida, Santalales, Ximeniaceae.